Messenger RNA from Brachypodium distachyon (stiff brome), 1533 nucleotides. Its product is annotated as gibberellin 2-beta-dioxygenase 1. Bases 136 to 1212 code for a protein of 358 amino acids. Gene Ontology annotation, biological process: response to light stimulus; gibberellin catabolic process. NCBI's taxonomy places the organism in Eukaryota, Viridiplantae, Streptophyta, Magnoliopsida, Poales, Poaceae. The transcript has 3 exons. The record is from RefSeq and is a predicted model, not a curated record.
AAGGGAGCUCGACUCGCAUCACUGAACUUCAAAGCUCUCCCGCUUACCCCAUCGAUCAAAACCUCUGCUCUGCCUUCUCCUCUGUUUCCUCAAGCCUCAAGAAAGAAGAGACCGGAUCGACCGACACCGACCGACAUGGUGGUCCUUGCCAAGGGCGAGCUGGAGCAGAUAGCCCUCCCGGCAGCGCAGUCGCCGCCGGCCAACGUACAGGCAGUCGACCUCUCGUCCGCGCGCCGCUCGGGCCCCGGCCGCGCGGCCGCGGCGCGCGCGCUGGUGGCGGCGUGCGAGGAGCAGGGCUUCUUCAAGGUGACCGGCCACGGCGUGGCGCCGGCGCUGGUGCGCGCCCUGGACGCCGCGGCGGCCGCCUUCUUCGCGCUGCCGCAGGCCGAGAAGGAGGCCGCGGCCGGGCGGCCCGUCGGGUACGCCAGCAAGCGGAUCGGCACGGCCGGCGACCUCGGCUGGAUCGAGUACCUCCUGCUCUGCGUCGCCCCCGGCGCCGGCCAAGCCCUGCCCGUCCCGGCCUCUGCCUCCUUCUCCACAUUGCCGUGCGCCGCCGCCGCCGCCGCCGCCGCCGCGUCGUUGUCCGGCUCCGAGCCCGAGUCCUCCUGCCCCUUACGGGGGCUGUUGGAGGAGUACGCGGCGGCGUUGCGGCGGAUGGCGUGCGAGGUGCUGGAGCUGAUGGCGGAAGGGCUGGGGCUCGCCCCGUCGGACGCGAUCUCGCGGCUCGUGUCCGACGGCGGCAGCGACAACAUGCUCCGGGUGAACCACUACCCGCCGCGGCCCGAGCUACAAGCUGGGAAGAACCAGUUGUUGACGGGGUUCGGCGAGCACACGGACCCGCAGAUCAUCUCCGUGCUCCGCUCCAACGGCACCUCCGGGCUGGAGAUCGCCUCCCCGCGCGACGGCGCCUGGGCCUCCGUCCCGCCCGACGCCGACUCCUUCUUCAUCAACGUCGGCGACGUCCUUCAGGUGUUGACGAACGGGAGGUUCAGGAGCGUGAAGCACAGGGUGGUGGUGAACAGCGAGAGGCCCAGGAUGUCCAUGAUCUUCUUCGGCGGGCCGCCGCCCGGCGAGAGGCUGGCGCCGCUGCGGGAGCUGCUGGGAGACGACGGGGGGCGGAGCCGCUACAGGGAGUUCACCUGGAAGGAGUACAAGAGCACCGGCUGCAGGGGCAGGCUCGCUGAGGACCGGCUCUGCCUCUUCGAGAACUAGGCUAGCGACCAGUGUCUGACAAGCUCCCGUCCGGCCGGCCGUGUCAAUAUAGCUUAAUUAGUUUCUGCAGGGUUGCAGACGUAAUGCAUGCAAAAGGUUUAUAGUUGCUGGCUAUAGCUAGUUAAUUAAUUAUAGCUUCGUGUUAUAAUAUCGGUCGUGAAAGAUAUGAUGAAGCACGUGAUGCUCACCGAAAUUAUUCCUGGUCCUAGUGCUCUUGUAUAUACGGCACGGUAUGUGUGGUGCAUAUAUAUAGCUUGGAGAGCAAAAUAGCUUGUGCUCGAUCGUGAGCCGUCUCGUCGUAAAUGGACGCAGUUAUAUUAA